CAGAGUACAGAGGCUGCAGACAGCUUCACAGCACUGCACUCAACCCACUGCGUCACAGGGGAGGCGCAACACUUGGAAUUCUUUAAGGGAUGAAAAAGAUAAAGGUGUCUUUUGUUAUGUUAAUGAGAUGACUUUGGACCCCAAUCUUCAGAUGGUGACUAAGUUUCCAGCAGAGCUAGGACUUUUCUUUCCUCCUUUAGGCAUCAGGGGUGAGAGGCAUGUGUGGAGACUGAAUCAAGAGCUGAGGAUCAUAUCAGUAAUGACUGUGUUAUAAAACUGCCACACAAAAAAAGCAAGAAAAUGGAAGGAGUUCAGAGAGCUUCCUGGUCGGUGAGCACAUGGAGAUCCAGGGAGAAGGGCAUGCUCGCAGAGAGUGUGGCCCCUCCCCACACCUUGCCCUGUGUGUUUCUUCCAUCUCUCCCCGAAUCAUGCCUUUUUAUAAUAAACCAGUAAUCUAUUAAGUGACAUGUUUCUCUCUGUGAACUAUUCUAGCAAACUAAUUGAAUCCAAGGAAGGAAGGAGUUUUAGAAACUGAUUUUGAGCCAGUUGCUCAGAGGUACAGGAAAACGACCUGGACUGGGAUUGGCAUCCUGAGUCAGAGGGGUUGUUGGAGUCUCCAAUUCAUAGAUGGUGGAUCAGAAGCACAGAAAAAUAUGCCUUUUAGUGAGGAGCUAAUAUUGUCAACCCCAGAGGGGAAGCCCAGAAGAGCUGGUCAAUGUUUAGAGACAAGAAUAAAGGAAGCCCUUAUCUAGACUUCUUAUACAUCACUCUACAAAGAGAUCAACAUCUGAAAGGAGACCUGAAGAUGAGAAGGGAUCACAAAAAUAUCCAAGAGAAAAGAAAGAAGUAUUAAGUGUGUGACGGUGUGACAAAUGCAAAGAAAAAAAGAAUAUAUGGCCCCCAAGCUACCAAGGAUAAGUACCACUGCCCCACAGGAUGUGGCUGAAUGUCAAUGAAAAAGCAAACGGCCAAGUGUAAUCACAUCAACGUGAGGUUUGAAAGAGCCAAUAGACUGAGAUCAUACUUUUCUGAAAACCAUCUUCACAACGACUUUUUCCCAAAUGUCAAACAGCAAAGUCUAGAGCCCAGGGGAAAAAAAUUGUGAAUUAUUUUCUUCUAAAUAAGGCGAUCAGUGGAGUAACUGUGUUUCUAGAUUCUAGAUUCCUUGCUUUUAAUUUCUCAAAGGGGAAAUGAGAAAGAGAGAGAUAAGUGUGUGUCAUCAAACUUGGGCAUUACUCUGCAAGAACUUUUUGAAAAAAUGGAGAAAGAAAAGAGAGCUUUUCACAGAAUGGUUCUUCACGUUGCUCCUACUGUUUAUUUUGUACUUAAUUCCCGGGAGUCAUCAUGUUAAUUAUUUUUCUCAGAGGCCAACCAUAGACCUGGGACAGGUAGAUUCAUUUAGUGACUCUGACUUUAUCAUUGCAUAUGCACCUCUGGACAAAACAACCAGACAGAUAAUGGCUAAAGCAGCCUCAGCCUCCUUCAUCAAAGGUGAACAAAUCGUGGGAUGCCCUGAUGAAGAAAGUAUGAAAGAAUUAUCAUCAUGCCAUGGUGGAGAAAGCAUUUCUCUCCAGCAUAGGGAAAUAGUAAGAGUCAUUUUUACUACGACACACGCUUAUCAUUUGAAAUUCUUGCUGGGAAGGAGAAUCCCGAUCAAGAAGGAACACAGUGACCACACAGCUCAUUGCUAUGAAACUUAUUACAAUGAUGAGUGUGAAGUUUCAAAAUUCUGGAAGAAAGGUUUCGUGGCUCUUCAAGCUGCCAUCAAUGCGGCCAUAAUAGAAAUCACGAUAAAUGACCCUGUGAUGGAGCAGUUGAUGUCAACGACUGGAAAAAUCAUGAAGAUAGACACCUUCAUUGUUCAAGGAGGAUCCAUAAUUGAUAUCUGCCUUUCCCUAUGUGUUAGUUCCUUUUCUCUAGUCAUCUAUUAUGUGUCUAUUAAUGUCACAAAAGAGAGGAAGAAGAUGAAGAGCUUGAUGACCAUGAUGGGUCUUCGAGAAUCAGCAUUCUGGCUCUCCUGGGGAUUGAUGUAUGCUGGCUUCAUCUUCAUUAUAGCUCUCUUAAUGGCACUUAUUUUAAAAUCUUCCCAGUUUGUCAUUCUGUCUGGCUUCACGGUGGUCUUCUCCCUCAUUCUCCUGUAUGGAUUGUCUUUGAUAGCUUUGGCGUUUCUAAUGAGCACGUUGGUAAAGAAAGCUUUCAUCACUGGGCUGACUGUGCUCCUCCUCAAUAUCUUCUGGGGGAAUCUGGGAUUGUUGGCAUUGAACAGACAGCUACCCACAUCCUUGGAGUGGAUUUUAAGUUUUCUUAGCCCCUUUGCCUUCAUGCUUGGAAUGUCCCAGCUUAUACACCUCGACUAUGAUUUGAAUUCAAAUGCACUUUUUACCCUGGACUUCUCAAAUGAAAUCAUAGCCACCCACUUCAUCCUGGUUUUUGAUAUUUUCCUCUAUCUGGCUUUGGCAAUUUAUUUUGAGAAAGUUUUGCCAAAUGAGUAUGGACACCAGUAUCCACCCUUGUUCUUCCUGAAGUCCUCAUUUUGGUCACAGAAACAAAAACUUGGUCAUGUGAACCUUGAAGAUGAAAUAGAUCUCUAUUGUUUAUCCAGUGACUUCUUUGAACCAAUACCUCCAGAAUUCCAUGGGAAAGAAGCCAUCAGAAUCAGAAAUGUUACAAAAGAAUAUAAAAAGAAACAUGAUAAAAUAGAAGUCUUGAAAGAUAUGGUAUUUGACAUAUAUGAAGGCCAAAUCACUGCAAUACUUGGUCACAGUGGAGCUGGAAAAUCAACUUUAUUAAAUAUUCUUAGUGGCUUGUCUAUUCCCACCAAAGGUUCAGUCACUAUCUAUAAUAACAAACUUUCCAAAAUGGCUGACCAAGAAAAUAUCAGCAAGUUCAUUGGACUUUGUCCACAAUCCAAUGUGCAAUUCGAUUUCCUCACAGUGAGAGAAAAUCUCAGGUUGUUUGCUAAAAUAAAAGGGAUUCAGUCACAUGAAGUGGAUAAAGAGAUACAAAGAGUUUUGCUGGAAUUGAAAAUGACAAAUAUUAAGAACACCCUUGCUCAAAACUUAAGUGGUGGACAGAAAAGGAAACUUACUUUGGGAAUUGCCAUUUUAGGAGAUCCGCAGAUUUUCCUAUUGGAUGAACCAACUGCUGGAUUGGAUCCCUAUUCAAGGCAUCAAGUUUGGAAUCUCUUGAAGAAGUGGAAAACAGACCGAGUAAUCCUCUUCAGUACCCACUUCAUGGACGAGGCUGAUAUCCUGGCUGAUAGGAAAGUGUUUCUCUCCAAAGGGCAGCUGAAAUGUGCAGGCUCAUCUCUGUUUCUAAAGAAGAAAUGGGGGAUUGGAUAUCACUUAAGUUUACAGUUGAAUGAAAUGUGCAUGGAGGGAAAAAUCACAUCACUUAUUAAACAGCACAUUCCUGAUGCCAAAUUAUCAGCAGCAAGUGAAGGAAAACUUGUGUAUACAUUGCCCCUAGAAAGAACAAACAGAUUUCCAGAACUUUUUCAGAAUCUCGAAAGUUAUCCUAACCUGGGAAUUGAGAAUUAUGGUGUUUCCAUGACAACCUUGAAUGAGGUGUUCCUGAAACUAGAAGGAAAAUCAGAAGAAAGAAAACAAGCUGGAGACCCCGAAAGACUGGUAAAGAUAGAACAAAUUCUGUCUUCACUUAAUGAGAUGAAAAAGACCAUAGGUGGCAUGGCCCUUUGGAGACAGCAGAUCUGGUCAGUCGCAAAGGUUCGCUUCCUAAAGUUAAAACACGAAAGAAGAGCUCGUAUAGUAUUGACACUGAUUCUAGCAAUUGGACUUUGCUCUUUUCUUUUGAAGUAUAUCACAGUGAAAGUCUAUCAAAGCAGUUACGUUUGGGAACUUUCUCUUCAUUCAUAUUUCCUUGCUCCUGGACAACCACCACGUGAUCCUCUCACUAAAUUAUUAAUCAUCAAUAAUGCAGGAGCAAGCAUUGAUGAUUUUAUACAUUCUGUGGAGCGUCAGAACAUAGCUUUGGAUGUAGAUGAAUAUGGAAAUAAAAAUGGUGUAGAUGACCUAUCUUAUAAUGGAGCCAUCAUAGUAUCUGGUAAUGAAAAGAAUUACAGCUUUUCAUUAGUGUGCAAUGCCAAGAGACUGAACUGCUUCCCAGUUCUUAUGGAUAUUGUUAGCAAUGGGCUAGUGGGAAUGGUUAAACAAUCUGACCAUAUCCAGACUUACAGAAGUACAUUUUGGGGGGAGCAAAAGGACAUGUGGUUUCCACACAAUCUCCUAAUGGAUAUAUUCCCGCUCUUAUGGCACCACCCCGGGUGGUUUGUAUCCCCACUCAUCGAGCUUGUAUUCCCGCUCAUAUGGUUUGGACUGCUCUGGUACCUGUUGGCACCCAUAGUUGCCCCUACUAUUGCCUUGAGCAGCAUUGAUGAUUUUAAGAUCAAGGUCCAUUCCCAACUACGGAUUUCGGGGCUCUUCCCUUCAGCUUACUGGUUUGGGCAGGCACUGGUAGAUGUGCCAAUAUACUGUUUGAUGUUCCUUUUUAUGUAUUUAAUGGAAUACAGUUUGGAUCAUCAUGAGAAUCUUACACAUGUAAAUAAGAAUAUACAAAUUCCCUGUUCUAUUGGUUAUGCCAUAUCACUUAUCUUCUUGACAUAUGUGAUUGCAUUUAUUUUCCGCAAGGGGAGAAAAAAUAGUGGCAUUUGGUCACUUUGCUUCCUUGUUAUAACCGGUUUCUCUGUGUUUGUAAUUAUGUUGGCUAGAGAUGCAUUUGGAUAUAACACAGUGUACAUCACAUUUUUAAUCCCACUGUCUGCAUUAAUUUUACCUUUUUUCAUGUAUGAACCACGUCCUAGUCUACUUUCUGAAGAAAUAAUGAGGACUGCUGAGCCCUUUCUGAUAGUCCUAAUACCUUUUCUGAAUUUUAUCAUAUUUGUUUUUAUUCUGCGAUGUCUGGAAUGGAAGUUUGGGAAGAAAUUAAUGAGAAAGGAUCCCAUCUUCAGAAUUUCUCCAAGAAACAAUGGUGUGUGUCAAAAUCCAGAAGACCCAGAAGGAGAGGAUGAAGAUGUCCAGAUGGAAAGAGAGAGAACAGCAAGUGCCUUGAGUUCCAUAAACUCUGAUGAGAAACCCGUCAUCAUUGCCAGCUGUCUGCGAAAGGAGUACAGAAGGAGGAGGAAGUGCUGCCUUUUCAAGAAGAAGAUAAUAGCCACAAGAAAUGUCUCUUUCUGUGUUAGAAAAGGUGAGGUGUUAGGAUUACUGGGACACAAUGGAGCUGGUAAAAGUACCUCCAUUAAGCUGAUAACUGGAGACACCCAACCGACUGCUGGACAGGUGUUGCUUAAAGGCUGCAGUGGCACGGAGCCCCUGGGGUUCCUGGGGUACUGCCCUCAGGAAAACACGCUGUGGCCCAACCUGACGGUCAGGGAGCACCUGGAGGUGUUCGCCUCUGUGAAAGGGCUAAGGAAGGCAGACACCACUGUGGCCAUCGCCAGGUUGGUGGAGGUGUUCAAGAUGCAGGAGGAGCUGAAGCUUCCUGUGAAGAACUUAUCCGAGGGGAUAAAGAGAAAGCUGUGCUUUGCACUGAGCAUCCUGGGAAACCCAUCAGUGGUGCUUCUGGACGAGCCAUCCAUGGGGAUGGACCCCAAGGGGCAGCAGCAAGUGUGGCAGGCCAUCUGUGCCACCCUUAAGAACACGGAGAGGGGCGUCCUCCUGACCACACAUAACAUGGCAGAGGCUGAGGCUGUGUGUGACCGUGUGGCCAUCAUGGUGUCUGGAAGGCUGAGCUGCAUUGGUUCCAUCCAAUACCUGAAAAGCAAAUUUGGCAAGGAUUAUCUGCUGGAGAUGAAGGUGAAGACCCCCGAGCACGGGAAGACCCUCCAUGCUGAAAUUCUAAGACUUUUCCCCCAGGCUGUUCAGCAGGAAAGAUACUCAUGUCUCAUGGCCUAUAAGUUGCCGAUGGAAGGCGUUAAACCUUUGGCCCAAGCUUUCUUCAAGUUGGAGACAGUGAAGCAGAGCUUCGACCUGGAGGAGUACAGCCUCUCGCAGUCCACGCUGGAAGAGGUGUUCCUGGAGCUCUCCAAGGAGCAGAAGCUAGAUGAAGAACUUCACCCCUCAGUGAAGUGGAAGCAUCUCGCACAAGAAUAGCCUUGAAGCCCUAAAUACCCUGUUUCUACUUAAGCCUGUGUUUCUUUUUUAAAAAGACAUUUAUUUUAUAGCCUCCAUGUCAUAUCUUUAGAAACUAUUGCAAACACACAUGGUUCUUCAUGUGGUGGAGAGGGGGCGUGAGGGCAGGGCAAAAGCAGUGAUUAUGUGCAAGGAGGCACUUGGCUGAGCCCACUUCCUAGUCACAGACUCCUAAUCUCUGCAGGUCGCUGUUAUUUCAUUUUUCUUUCUGAUGCUGAGCAAGUCAGUUUCCUUUUAUAAGAUUGAUUAAGUUCCUGGGUAUAAUUUAUUUUUUUUAUCAAAACCUUAAACACUUUUUUCUAACCUAGACUGUGGAAGUCCAUAUAUUUACUCUUUUGCAAGGCUGAUACUUUGUAAAGCUGAUGUUUUAGUAAGAGUUUAAGUUACCAUGUUGAAAAGUAUGAUACUUUUAAUGUGUAACAUUUUGAUGGGUUUUCUGACAGUAGUUAUAUCAUUUCAUGUCAAUAUAUUUGAUAGCAUAUCCAUUAUAAAUAUUAAUAAUAUAGCUAUAGUCCAGAGAACUUCAAAAUUUGCCUUUAGGAAUCUAUUAUUUUUUUAUUUCAGUAAACCAAUAGAGUCCCUAUUUUAUUUAUUUUAAAAUCUAGUCUUUAGAGAUGCUAUAUUAUAACUGAUGUUUUAUGAAUAUUUGCCACUUGGUCUCAGGAAGUUAAUAAAUGGAACAGGUCAAAUGACCAAGUAGGUAGAAAACUACAUAAUAAAUUUCAUAUAUACCUAUAUUGGAAAUAUUUUUUCCAUUUUAUGGAUUUUGUGAGUCCUUUUCUUAACUCAUUGGCCUCCUAUCUGCAAGUUCAUUGACAUAAAAAUUUUCUAAUAUAAGCAGAAAUAUAAUAAGUGGAUAAGCGUAUAAGCAGUGUUUCAGUGUGUAUAUACCACAUCUUGAUGCAUUCAUCUGCUUUUGGCUAUUGUAAAUGAUGUUACAAUAAAUAUGAG
This is a messenger RNA of Talpa occidentalis (Iberian mole), 7097 nucleotides long. RefSeq names its product ABC-type organic anion transporter ABCA8-like. Gene Ontology annotation, cellular component: mitochondrial inner membrane; intracellular membrane-bounded organelle. The transcript has 41 exons. Gene Ontology annotation, biological process: lipid transport; transmembrane transport. Gene Ontology annotation, molecular function: ATP binding; lipid carrier activity; ATP hydrolysis activity. The record is from RefSeq and is a predicted model, not a curated record. Lineage: Eukaryota; Metazoa; Chordata; Mammalia; Eulipotyphla; Talpidae. Bases 1191 to 6107 code for a protein of 1638 amino acids.